Molecule: messenger RNA, 1503 nt
Organism: Linum tenue
Lineage: Eukaryota; Viridiplantae; Streptophyta; Magnoliopsida; Malpighiales; Linaceae
Source: the annotation of a GenBank genome assembly
AUGUUCUUCUCUGAAAACUACAUCACCACCACCACCAUGAAUCCCCACCACCACCAAGAUGAUGAAUUUCACUAUGAGCCACCGCCAAUACUGCCGCCGCCGCCGCCGCCGUCAUCAUCGUCAAAAGGGUUCCUCGAAGAAUUCCACAACCUUGAUGAAGAGGAAGACCAAGACCAGGUGUUUAGAGUAGUCCACAACGGUUGCAACUUCGAUUCCUCUGGUUUUGAUGCUUUCCCUUACGGUUCCUCUUCAUCAAACAUGGAUUUUUAUGAGUAUGAGUGCAAGCCCUUUGUUGAUCAUCAUAUCAAUAGUGACACUAAUUUCCAUAACCCUGGUGUCACAAUCCCUCAUCGAAAUAAUUAUAAUCAUCAUGUGACAAUUGCUGAGAUGAUGGGAUCGUCAUCGUCAUCAUCAUGUAAUAAUAACAACAAUCAGAUGGUGAAUUUGGGUGGAGCACAAGAGAUGAAGCCUUUGUUUUCAAUCCCCCACGAACUCUCGUCGUCGUCUUGUCUUAAUCUCGACAAUGGUGGAACUUAUCAUCAUCAUCAGAACCAGAUUGCGGACUACGGAUACAAGAGCAGAAUGAGUAGAAGCAAUGCUGUCACUACCCAUUUGACGAAUCGGGUUAGCAAUCGAGCUUUGGGACUGCCUCCGACUGCUAAGAAGACAUGGAAAGGCAGGAAGAAGAACAACGUUGUCAAGGGUCAAUGGACCGUCGAUGAAGACAGGUUGUUAGUUCAGCUAGUGGAACAAUUUGGGAUCAGAAAAUGGUCACACAUUGCUCAAAUGCUUCCUGGGAGAAUCGGGAAACAGUGUCGAGAGAGAUGGCACAAUCAUCUCCGGCCCGAUAUCAAGAAAGAUACGUGGACCGAAGAGGAGGACAGAGUUUUGAUACAAUCGCACGGGGAGAUCGGCAACAAGUGGGCGGAGAUCGCGAAGAGGCUCCCCGGGAGAACAGAGAACUCGAUCAAGAACCACUGGAACGCGACCAAGAGAAGGCAGUACUCGAAGCGAAAAUGUCGCUCCAAGUACCCGCGCGGAUCGAUUCUGCAGGACUACAUCAAGAGCUUGAAUUUGGACAAUUCGAGUAACCUUCACGGCAGGAGAUCAACGUCCAAGAAGAAGAACAACAACAAUCAUCAGGAGAAUGGCCCUUGUGGCAAUAAUAAUCAACAGCAGCAGCAGCAGGAGGAAAGCAGCUUGGAUGAGGACUUGUAUGAAAAUGACAGAUUGGUACCCAAUUUCGACUUCGGUAACGAAGAGGUCCCUGAUUUUGGAUUCGAUGACAAGAUUUUCCAGGACGGGUGCAACAUCGAUUCGCUGCUCGACGGGCUGCCUCCCUGCGCGCCGCUGUUGUCGGUCGACGGGAAGAGGUUCGACGACGAGCCGGAAGUGACGGCGGAGGAGGAUGCAGCAGCGGCGCCGGCGGCGCUGGACUUUGAGGUGAAGAAGGAGCUCGACUUGGUAGAGAUGAUGCUGGUGGCGCAGAAGAAAGGAUUCUGA